This is a messenger RNA of Prorocentrum cordatum, 1847 nucleotides long. NCBI's taxonomy places the organism in Eukaryota, Dinophyceae, Prorocentrales, Prorocentraceae. The record is from the annotation of a GenBank genome assembly.
AUGCGGUUGCAGGGCGAGACGUAGGUGUCGACGCCGACGUCGACGCCACAGGCACAUUCGCCGAUGACAUGUGCGCCACCUUCGCGUACCUCGCGAAGGUCGACGAGAGUGGAAGGCAGUCGGCCAAGAUCGAAGCAUUCUGGAAGAUCACGCUGUAUGCGGCAGCAACUGAUGUGGCGCGCCUGAAGCUCGGGUCGAAGGAUGUGCUGACGGAGGACGCAAAGCUCACUGCGAGACCGAGCGAUUGCGAUGAGGACUUCGUCGUGGCCGCAUCUGCCGACGACGACGACGGCGACAUCGACGCGACCAUGUCGGUUGCCCAGCUGCAACAGAAGAUCGGCGAGCUGAGCAAGCCUGCGGCGACGCUGCUCGGCAUCCUCCAGCAAUCUAACCCUCGCGCCGUCCCCGUCGCGGCCAAUAUAUUGUCUGGCGGUGUGAUGAACUCCGCUAUGAUGGCGCUGCUCCAGCACGUCGUGACGAUCGGAGGUGCGUUCGAUACCGAGGACAACGCGUGCGCUUUCCUCGUCAAGGUUCUGACCGAGGCUGUCUCGGAGAAACUCCCGAGACCCUUCGACGACGUGGCCGAGCUCAUCCAGGCGACGGUGAAUAGCGACAACAUGCCGCUUCUCUCUGGCACGCCCUUCGAAGACAUCAUGAAGCUCAACAUAGACCAGAACUCCAUACUGAUGACCGACAACAUCAUCGCUCUCACCGACUUGACGAACGAGGCCGUUCGGAAUGCGACUGGUGGCCACGUCUUUGUUUUGAACGGGAUCCAGAGGGCGACAGGCAUGAGCUUCCCUGCUUUCUGGCAGCGAGUCUACCAGAAGUGUCUGGAGUUCAACGCGCACUGCAAGACUCACGAUGGCAUCGGCUUUCAGCAGAGCAAGGACAAGCUCUAUGAGGUGUUGAUGUCGAAGUCUCACGCGAAGUUUCUGUGCACCAUCAAGGAGCACGGUAUCCAGAUGCCGCCAGGCUGGAAGAUCAGUGGCAACAUCGACGCGUUCCCUACGCAGCGCCAGAAGGUCAACACCUGCCGCAGGCCGCGGAGCGGCAGGGGCAGGACGUGCAGAUGGUUUCGACUGGCGAUCUUCCUGGCGGCGAGAUCAAAGUUCGGGCCAGCGCCGCUGACCCAGUGGCGCAAAGAGAUCUCGGCGCAGGAGAAGGCAGAAUCCGCAUCGCCGAUCGGCAAGCAGAACAUCGUGAAGCGCUACCUGAUGAGCACCAUCCAAACCCUUCUCAUGAAGAGAGCCGCCAUCGACUACGACGCGGACAACGUGGGCCCAUCCAAUCUCCCCAUCACGCGCGAUUUCGAGGUGGACCCAGAGAACCCGAAGAUCACGUUGCAGCGCGCGGCGGGCGCUGGAACUUGUAAACUCACUUUCUUCGGGCGCGUGGUGGAAGAGGCAGCCGCGCAGCUUCUCGGCAAGGCCACCGCCGUGCAGAUCGUCGCGGAGACUGAAGGUGACGAGAGCUUCUACAUCGACGGCAAGCUCGACAUCGACAGCGGCAGGUCGGACUGCUGCGCGGCGUUCCGCAUGCCGCCCCUGCCUCCCUCAGAGAGCUCAGUUUCGGCAUGCGGGGGGCCGUCGAAGGUGCAGGAGAAACAGAAAAAUGGCAAACAGCCUGUGGUCGCCACCCACCGCAUCGAGUACCGCACCGAGGAACUGGAGGACCCCUUCGCUUGCGUGCGCGUCUUCAAGAUGCCCUACUUGACGGACAUCCCCGAUGAGGUGGCGAUCAAGCAGUCUGAGUUGGGCGCGCUCUAUAGGGAGCGCGCGCCAUUCGACGACCACAAACCACAGAGGACGAGUGCCAAGAACACCAGCUCUUUUUUCACGCGUUGA